Molecule: messenger RNA, 1754 nt
Organism: Portunus trituberculatus (swimming crab)
Lineage: Eukaryota; Metazoa; Arthropoda; Malacostraca; Decapoda; Portunidae
Product: WD repeat-containing protein 86-like
Exons: 8
Coding region: 186-1370 (394 amino acids)
Molecular function (GO): protein binding
Source: RefSeq, a predicted model, not a curated record
GCCACGAGCACCACUACGCUUCCUCGCUCUUAAAACCCAACAAAAACCUGCCUAAACCCCAGAUAAACCUCACCAACUCUCGCUCACUCUAGAAAAAAGUUAUAACUACUACAAACUAUAGCGUUACAAGUAAACCUUAGGAACAACAACGAAACAGAACUCCAGUAAAUCGCAACGUAAUUAAGAUGGGAAGCGUUACAAGUAAAGACAUAAAGAAAUAUCCCCUUGAGACUCUUUGUGACCACGACAAAGGGAUCAACUGCAUGGCUGCCUCAGAGGACGGCUCGCUCUUGGUGACGGGAUCCGAGGACAAGACCGCCAGGCUUUGGGACGUUAGCGGCCCAGAAACGGAGUGUAUUGGUAUAAUGAAAGGUCACACCAGUUACAUCACGUGCGUCGCCGUUCAUGACACCUUCAUCGUGACGGGCGCAGCGGACUCCACCCUCAGGAAGUGGGACACCAUUAGCUGUGACUGUCUCUUCACUUAUAGAGGACACAAGGGCAGGAUAUCGCGAGUCUUAUGCACGGGGGAGUAUAUUCUGAGCUCCUCCCAGGACAAGACGACGAAGGCGUGGCACGUGGAAGAAGAGAUACUGGAGAACCUCAAGGGAGACGCAGACGACAUCGCGUGUAUCAAGACAUUAGAGGGGCAUGAGAGGGCCGUGUACUCGCUGAUGGUUGACCCCGGCGAGGAGGAUGACACGGGCACGAUUGGCUUCGGCGACCUGGUGGUGACGGGAAGCCUUGACUGUACUGCGCGAUCCUGGGACUUCGUGUCUGGAAACUGUCUUCAGGUGUUCAAGGGGCACACUGGCUGCGUGGUGGCCAUCGUGACGGACACUAAUUCGCGUCUCUUGUACACAGCCAGCGCAGAUAAGACCAUUCGCAGUUGGCACAUCGAUACGGCGGUCAACUUUCGGGUGUUCGAGGGCCACAAGAGCCACAUCACCUGCCUGCUGGCCCUCAAUAAGCUGCUCUACAGUGGUGACGGUGACGGCGUGGUGCGGGUGUGGGACGUCACUGGCCGCGACACCGUUAAGAUGGGACGGCAGCAGGUUGUCUCUGUGGAUUCCCUCACUUCCUUCAGGCCUGCCACCAACACCAUCAACGCCAUCCACCUCCACAACGGCAUGUUGUUCAUAGUGAGCAGCGACAACUUUGCCCGGGCCGUGGAUGCCGCUACGAGGGAGGUGUUGGCUGUGUACACGGGCCACCAGAUCGCCGUCACCUGCAUGGCCAUUAGUGGUGAGCAUAUCUACACGGGAUCCACCGACACUACGCUCAGGGUGUGGAACAUACCGAAACGAAGGACAGAGGGUGAGGAGUCUUCGAGUUCCAGCGAAGAGGAAUCCGAGGAGGGAGAAGAUUGAGGCGUUCCACAGGGUCUUAAUCCACCACUUAUUGUCGGGUUACUCUGAGGAGAGAAAAGCUAUAAUGAUGAUCUGUUACACACACACACACACACACACACACACACACACACACACUCUCUCUCUCUCUCUCUCUCUCUGACAUUUCAGGGAGUUUAAAUAAAGGAAAAUGUUGGUGCUUCUAUAUAUGAUAAUCAUUAGACACUAUGAAAGCCAAUUAUUUCUAUCACAGACCAAAAACUAGAGCAAAAGUAGUAUUCUUGUGAAAAUAAGUAUGCAUUCAUUAUAUAAAAAAGCAUUACUAUGACGAAAAUUCAUAAUACUUAUAUAUGUAUACAUUGUUCCCUGCAUUGUUUCUUUGGAAAUAAUAACAAGAUGACGAUA